AUGAAAAUCAUUCUAGUCUCAAUUAUAUUUGGCCUACCAACAACAGUUCUGGCUAAUGUUGAGGCUGAUGCUCUUUUUCUUGCAUGCCUUAAACUAGCUGGUCCAUACAACUAUGAUUGUGAUGGCCGUGUCCUAGUUUCCCCUGGAUAUAUGGCUAGUCCAUGCAACUGUUACAGUUCAGCCUUUCUUGCUAGUUAUGUUGACUGCAUCAAUAGUGCCAAAAACGGCAAUAAAGAAAGAGCCCUAAAAAGCCUUGUCACUAAUUGUGCGGAAUCCAAUACCCGCCACGACCUCUCCACUAAUUACCUUAAAAAAACGUACUUGAAUGAAACAAAUAACUUUAUUGAAUCAACUUCAUAUAACAACAAAACAGUCACUUCAAACCCGCUUCGGUUCCCCCAAGCACAAAUUGAUCUUUACUUUAGAUCUUACCGUUCAAAAACAUAUUCCACCUAUUCCAGUCAACUUUAUGGUGGUCUCAUGAAUGCUUAUUUUGCAGCUAUUUUGGCGAUAGCUACAAUUUCCAAUUUUUUCCGUCGCUGCACACCUGGCUUUGUUCAAAGAAUGUCUCGCUAUCGCUCUGUCCUUUGGGUGCGUCAACACUUUGCUAAUCCCGCUCUCAUAUCAUACAAGCAUAACAUCCCAGUCAAGUGGGGACCAAUAAAUAUGUCACUCCCUACACGCGCCCAAGGCUGGGUUUUGGCUGGUUAUCUUUGCAUGUUUAUAAUUUUUAUGUUUAUUAAGUAUGAUGUUUUUGAGGGGAAUGUCACUUAUUCAACAAAAAAAAUUCAAUUGUUGCGCUGUGUUGCGGAACGCAGUGGAAUCCUUGCUGUAUCACAAUUUCCCCUUCUUUUUGUGUUUGCUGGCCGCAACAACUUUUUGCUUUGGGUAACUGGUCUUUCUUAUGAUACAAUGAAUGUUUACCACAGAUGGCUCGCAAGACUCAUGACCACUGGGGCAUUCAUUCAUGUCAUCUGUUUUACUUUGUAUUUUCAAAGUAGACAUUACUAUCCAAAUAUUUUUCAAGUACAAUACAUCAGGUUUGGUGCUUCUGCUAUUACUGCGGCAUGUCUUAUCAUGUUUUUUUCACUCCGCCACUUCCGUGAACAUUUUUAUGAAGUGUUUCUUACUUUUCAUUGGGCCCUUGUCAUUGCCUUUACCGCAACCAUCUGGCAUCACUUAAAGAAAGCAGGUCACAUUGAAUGGUUAUAUGCAGCAGUGGCCAUAUGGGCUUUUGAUCGUGCUAUGCGGUUAGCCAAAAUUGCUUUGAACGGGGUGACAGUCCGGGGUAAUGCUGAACUGCACCCACAAAAUCUAAUCAAGAUGAAAGUCCAUUAUACUAACUUCUGGAGACCCAAGGCAGGAUCUUAUGUUUUUGUUCAUUUUCUCAACUUGUGGGGUUUUUGGGAAAGCCAUCCUUUUAGCGUUUACCCUUCAUUUGUUGAAGGCGAGGAAAAUGUUCUGGUUUUGUGUAUGCGUGUCCGCAAAGGUAAGACUCGAAAAAUACAAAACUAUCUUGAAAAACAGCCAUAUUGGUUUAAAAGCAUGCCCUUAUUUAUUGACGGUCCUUAUGGUCAUGCAUUUCCUAUUCAAAAUUCUGAAUCCAUAGUAUUUAUUUCUGGAGGGAUUGGUUUUACAGCCAUGUAUUCAUAUGCGUGUAACCUGAAGCAUCUUGGGGGAAGGAGACAAAUGAAAUUUAUUUGGGCUAUUCGCAAUUAUGAAAACACUGAAACUUUUAAAGAAGAGCUUUCUUAUUUGUCAAAUAAUAGGGAUAUCAAUUUAGUCUUGUAUAUCACUAACGAAACAGGUAGUUCACAAAGCAGCCUGCACAUUCAUGAGAAAAAAGCAGCCGAAAAUAGUGAAGAAGAAAUCAAAGAAAAAACAUUGGAAAUUAUUAAUCAAAAUAAUAUUCAAAUAAAUUAUGGUAGGCCCAAUAUUGAGUCCAUUAUAAACACCGCUAUUGAGGAAGCUCCUGGAAGUAUUGGAUUUGCUGUUUGUGGGCCAGAAAGAAUGAAUGAUGAUGUGCGACUUUAUGGAACUAGAUAUAUGGGGAAGGGUAAAGGGCGUGUAGAUGUCUUUAUUGAAGCAUUCAACUGGUAG
Magnusiomyces paraingens is the source of this 2100-nucleotide messenger RNA. RefSeq lists its product as uncharacterized. The transcript has 2 exons. Bases 1 to 2100 code for a protein of 699 amino acids. The record is from RefSeq and is a predicted model, not a curated record. Gene Ontology annotation, biological process: copper ion import; intracellular iron ion homeostasis; iron ion transport. Gene Ontology annotation, molecular function: ferric-chelate reductase activity. Lineage: Eukaryota; Fungi; Ascomycota; Dipodascomycetes; Dipodascales; Dipodascaceae. Gene Ontology annotation, cellular component: plasma membrane.